UGAGAAGGUGUGUUUUUUUUUGUUUUCUUUCUUCCUGAAUAUCAAUUUUUCUUCGUUUUUUUUUUCUCGGCCUGGUUGUCACCCCACAUUGCAAUUGGUCUGAUGCAAUUUUGCACGCGGUAUUCCCACAAUCUGUUGGGUCAGCACCACUGGUGUUCUCUUUGUUCUAUGCUGUUUUACCUUCUUUUCCCCUUUUGAUCCGGGUUGUUUUAUACGGGAGAGAAAAAAAUUCGAACUGGCUUCCCUCGUGCCAUUUUUUCACCCGCAACUCGCUUUCGCUUCGCACACCCACAAGGGUCCUUCUCUUCCCCCCCUCCUCCCUACCCCCAUUCUUGUUGUGGAAAACCAGAGAAUACGUACAAAGGAAAUAUGGGCUGUUCUCUUUAUUGUUUUGCUGUCCAUUUCCGAACCACCCCUGAAAUUAUCGCUAACAACAGGACCCGUCUAGACUUCCUCUGAGGGUCAGGAUGAAUGCUGUAUCUACGGUGUCUCAGCCAUGCAGGGCUGGCGAAUCAGCAUGGAGGACGCCCACGCUGCCGUGCUAGACCUCCAGGCAAAAUACACAGAGAAUACCGACAAACCGACCGACCCCGCCAAACGACUGGCCUUCUUCGGUGUAUAUGAUGGUCAUGGUGGAGACAAGGUGGCAUUAUUUGCUGGGGAAAAUGUCCACAAGAUUGUCUCGAAGCAGGACUCGUUCGCUAAAGGCGACAUCGAACAAGCGCUGAAGGACGGCUUCUUGGCCACGGAUCGGGCGAUCUUGGAAGACCCGAAAUACGAGGAAGAAGUAUCUGGCUGCACAGCUGCAGUCAGCGUCAUCUCGAAGCAUAAGAUCUGGGUGGGCAACGCAGGUGAUUCGCGCUCGGUGUUGGGUGUCAAGGGCCGCGCAAAGCCCCUCUCGUUUGACCACAAGCCACAGAACGAAGGCGAGAAGGCUCGUAUCAGCGCUGCAGGUGGCUUCGUCGACUUUGGGCGUGUCAAUGGCAACCUGGCCUUGUCUCGGGCCAUUGGUGACUUUGAAUUCAAGAAGAGCGCCGAAUUGUCGCCGGAACAGCAAAUUGUGACCGCUUAUCCCGAUGUGACCGUCCACGAACUCAGCGACGAUGAUGAGUUCCUCGUGAUUGCAUGCGACGGUAUCUGGGAUUGUCAGUCUUCUCAACAAGUCAUCGAAUUUGUCCGGAGAGGUAUUGCCGCCAAGCAGGACCUCCAUCGCAUCUGUGAGAACAUGAUGGACAACUGUCUCGCGUCGAACAGCGAAACCGGUGGUGUCGGAUGCGACAACAUGACCAUGGUAAUUGUCGGCCUUUUGAACGGCAGGACCAAGGACGAGUGGUACAACCAGAUUGCAGAGCGGGUUGCGAGCGGGGACGGCCCUUGUGCGCCGCCCGAGUACGGCAAGUCUCUCGAGGAACCCACGGCCUCCAAUCCCUACUGACUGACGGGGACAGCUGAAUUCCGUGGCCCUCGCAAUCGGAAUCGAUUCGUGGCAAACCCGGACGACUAUGA
Messenger RNA from Aspergillus glaucus CBS 516.65, 1506 nucleotides. RefSeq names its product PP2C family serine/threonine-protein phosphatase. The coding region runs from base 497 to 1435 and encodes 312 amino acids. NCBI's taxonomy places the organism in Eukaryota, Fungi, Ascomycota, Eurotiomycetes, Eurotiales, Aspergillaceae. The transcript is spliced from 5 exons. Gene Ontology annotation, biological process: protein dephosphorylation. Gene Ontology annotation, molecular function: cation binding; protein serine/threonine phosphatase activity. The record is from RefSeq and is a predicted model, not a curated record.